This is a messenger RNA of Epinephelus moara (kelp grouper), 1399 nucleotides long. RefSeq names its product sorting nexin-10A-like. Gene Ontology annotation, biological process: intracellular protein transport. NCBI's taxonomy places the organism in Eukaryota, Metazoa, Chordata, Actinopteri, Perciformes, Serranidae. The transcript has 7 exons. Bases 350 to 1012 code for a protein of 220 amino acids. The record is from RefSeq and is a predicted model, not a curated record. Gene Ontology annotation, molecular function: phosphatidylinositol binding.
GGGUGAGGGGCAGGUGCUCAUUGAGGACACGACCAACACACUUAUCUCAAAAAGGGAAAAUCCUUGUCAAACAAUUCACAUUUAUUUAUUUUACGACGUUUUAUUUUGUGAUUAUUUUAUGAAGAUAUGACCUGUAAGGCACUGAAAAGGCGCGAGCAAGCAUUGAGGCAGAGGACACACUGAGUGGUUAACAGUUUGCAGUCAGUAUUAGCAGUAGUUAAGUCCGUGCAGUGCUGAGCCUCGAGCCAAACCAAAUCUGAGCUGCUCCUGUUGGUUCACAAACACCGGAUUACUCCUCGGGAAGUGGAGACGGAACGGUAGGAUCAAAUUAGAAGUUUUUGAACCCAGUAUGGAAAGUAUGCUGGACAAUCUCUCAAAAAAUGCGUUUGUCAGCAUUUGUGUUCAGGAUCCAAGAAUUCUCAAAGCUGACCUCUGGCACACACACGUCGACUACGAGAUUUGUUUAUAUACUAACAGCAUGUGCUUUCGAAAGAAGACUUCCUGUGUCAGGCGGCGUUACCGAGAGUUUGUUUGGCUGCGUCGUUGUCUGGGACAGAAUGCUCUGAUCAUGGACCUACCCAAGUUGCCGCCCUGGAACCCUUUCUUCAGUCCAAAGAACACAGAGCAGGUCUCGCAGAGGAUGAGGGGCCUCCAGCAGUUUUUAGAAAGUGUUCUUCAGACACCUUUACUGUUAUCGGACAGUCGACUCCAUCUGUUCCUCCAGUCAGACCUCAGCAUCACAAAGAUAGAAAAGUGUGCUCAUGGCAAGUCCAGGUACACUGUGGCUGAAGCCAUACAGCGCACCAGCAGCGGCUACAUCAGCGGAUUGGAGGACAAGACCUCCUGUGACUCUGACUGUGAAAGCUCUUCUUCAUCUGGCUUGGGACUGAGUGUGGACACUUCAGUGCAAGAAAGCCCCGUCCCCUUCUUGGAGUGCUCGGACAGAGACUCAGAGCUGUUCAGAACUCCCCAUCCUGCUCAUUGCACCCUGACGCACAGCAGUUGUGCUUGAUCAAUGUGUUGAUGACACUCCAUGGAGCUCUUGCUUUCUUGGUUAACUCCCAGAGUGAAAUGCGUUGUUUUACCCUGUUGUUAACUGGAUUAUUCCCCUCAGACAUUUGUUGUUUUAAUAGUUUGCUUUAGUUUUCUCUUAAAGCAACACCAAGGUUAUUUAAUUUAGUGUGUACUUGAAAAAAAUAUUAUUUUUAAAAAGUUAUUGUAAACCUACAUUUAUAAUGGUGAAUUCUUAAAUAAUAUUUAUUUUUAUCUGCAUUAAAUCUGUAAUAAGGUUAGCAAGGGAUGAGUUUUGAGUUGUAGACAGUUUUUUUUUUUUUUUUUUUUAGAAAAAAUAUUUGAACACUUAUGAGCUGUUAAUUGAUGAAUAAAUUGUUAUUUUUAA